Echinops telfairi (small Madagascar hedgehog) is the source of this 930-nucleotide messenger RNA. RefSeq names its product olfactory receptor 4X1. The transcript has a single exon. Lineage: Eukaryota; Metazoa; Chordata; Mammalia; Afrosoricida; Tenrecidae. Gene Ontology annotation, biological process: G protein-coupled receptor signaling pathway. Gene Ontology annotation, cellular component: membrane. Bases 1 to 930 code for a protein of 309 amino acids. Gene Ontology annotation, molecular function: olfactory receptor activity; G protein-coupled receptor activity. The record is from RefSeq and is a predicted model, not a curated record.
AUGGCUGCUACAAGCAAUGUGACUGAGAUACUUUUCUUGGGAUUUUCCCAGAACCGGAAUGUGCAGAAGAUCAUUUCUGCGGUGUUUCUCCUCAUGUACACAGCCAUUGUGUUGGGCAAUGGCCUCAUUGUGGUGACCAUCAUGGCCGGCAAGGGUCUCACCUCGCCCAUGUAUUUCUUCCUCAGCUACUUGUCCUUUGUGGAGAUUUGUUACUGUUCUGUCACCGCCCCCAGGCUGAUCAUUGACUCCUUCAUUGAGAAGAAAGUGAUUUCUCUCAAGGGCUGCAUCACACAGAUAUUUUUCCUCCAUUUCUUUGGUGGUACCGAGAUUUUUCUCCUAACAGUGAUGGCCUAUGACCGCUACGUGGCCAUCUGUAAGCCCUUGCACUACACGCUUAUCAUGAACCGACGUGUGUGUGGCCUCUUGGUGGGAGCCGCCUGGGGUGGGGGGUUGCUGCAUUCUGCCGGGCAAACCUUCCUUAUUUUCCAGCUGCCCUUCCGUGGUUCCAACAUCAUUGACCAUUACUUCUGUGAUGUCCACCCUCUGUUGAAGCUGGCCAGCUCAGACACCUUCCUCAUUGGACUGCUCAUCAUUGCCAAUGGUGGCUCCAUUUCUGUGGUCAGCUUCGUGGUGCUGCUUGCGUCCUACGUGGUCAUCCUCCACUCGCUGAGGAACCAGAGCUCAGAGGGCCGGCGCAAGGCUCUCUCUACCUGCGCCUCACACCUUGCCGUUGUGGGUCUAUUCUUCAUACCCUGUUCUUUCGUUUACAUGAGACCUUGUGUCACCCUCCCGGUGGACAAGAUAGUGGCUGUGUUUUACACAGUGGUCACACCACUCCUAAACCCCAUCAUCUACUCCUUCAGGAAUGCAGAGGUGAAGAAUGCCGUGAGGAGACUGAUGGGGAGGAAAGUGACUUGGGAAGAAAAGUAG